Gavialis gangeticus (Gharial) is the source of this 1314-nucleotide messenger RNA. RefSeq names its product mitochondrial ribosomal protein L21 (gene MRPL21). Bases 34 to 561 code for a protein of 175 amino acids. Gene Ontology annotation, biological process: translation. Gene Ontology annotation, cellular component: mitochondrial large ribosomal subunit; ribosome. Lineage: Eukaryota; Metazoa; Chordata; Crocodylia; Gavialidae. The transcript is spliced from 6 exons. The record is from RefSeq and is a predicted model, not a curated record. Gene Ontology annotation, molecular function: RNA binding; structural constituent of ribosome.
UUAAUUCUCUUUGGUCUCUGUCUUUCAGGAUCUAUGUUAUGGUCUGCAGUUCGAAGCCACAGUUCCCAGAGUAGUUCACAACAGCAAGGACUUGUUGCCAAAACGUCAUUGUCUUCGCCUCCAUGGCCUGUGUUCAAACUGCCAGAUCCAGUAGAAGAGACAAAGUACCAUACAGAGGUCGUACAAAGGGUGAACGAAAUGAUUGCCACUGGGCAGUAUGGAAGGCUCUUUGCUGUGAUUCAUUUGGCCAGCAAGCAGUGGAAGGUCACCAGUGAAGACUUGAUUCUAAUGGAAAACGUUCUCCCGGCUGAAUGUGGAGACAGAAUCCGACUUGAAAAGGUUUUGCUGGUUGGUGCUGAUGACUUCACGCUAAUUGGAAAGCCACUUCUGGGGAAAGAUCUUGUCCGUGUAGAAGCCACAGUUAUUGAGAAGACAGAAUCUUGGCCAAAAAUUAACAUGAAGUUUUGGAAGAGGCACAAUUAUCGAAAGAAAAAAGUUGUCGUGCAGCCACAGACGGUUCUCCGGAUAAACUCCAUAGAAAUUUUCCCUUGUUUGUCAUGAUCAGCUGUUGGUCUAAUUGUGGCUAGGUUUAUUUUUACUGCUUUAGGCAGCUAUGGAAGUAAAACCUCUUGUGAUUGGAAAGUCCUGAGCUUAUCCUGUUAUAGUCUGUAAUGGAAACCUAUUUGUACUUUCCUUUAAAACAAAUGAAAUCUUUUUUGUUAAAGUAUUAUUUUAGCCUGGACAGUGUGUGUUUGUAACAAAUUUCUUUUGAAAUUCAGGCUCCAUUGAUGAUUGACCAGAUGUUUAAUUCCAAUACAGUCUCUGCUGAACUCUCACACGAGAUACCACAUUACUGGAAAUGGAAAUCAAGCCCUUAUUUCAACCUCUAAAAUGGGGAUGAUCCAAUGGUUGAAAAAGAGAAAAGCCUAUGUAACCCCAGCCUUGCUGCUUUCCUUGGGUUCUGGUUAUAUGGCAUGUCAGUAACCCCACUGAUUUGAAAGGGAUUGCUAUUGUACUUGGGUAUCCACACAAUCAAGUAUUUUGUUGGAUUGGGAUGCUAAGGCAUGAACGUAAGCGAAUACUACAAUAGGGAUAGUAGACAUUCAACAGAUAGGUGUAGUGCAUGGUCCCCCUGACAGUCCUUGCGGCUGUUCCAUGCAAUAGAAAUCCCAUGCCAGUUUAACAUAUAAUGGUUCCUUCGGUUCUGUAGCCUCAGGGACUAUCAAUACACGGUACAUAACAAACCUGGGACAGAAGAGAGAGAUGACUGGUGACUAGAAGCCUCUGUGCGAGUUUGCAGAUGGUUACCAAACA